AUGUGUACAGGGGAAACCUGGAGAGGAAUGGGUGUGGCGAGAUCACCUUCACAUGAGUCGGUCACUACUGAUUUAUCGCUGUUCAGUGUUUCCUCCGCUGCUUCGGAUGCUAGGGUGCUGCGGCUUCUUGCUUGUAAGGCGGGACAGGGUCCUGAACCUUCGCUUAGAGUGGCCAGUCCUAAUCCUGAAGGGAAGGCAUUGAGUCUGCGUCGCGGCUCCCCAGCCCUCCCGCUGCAAGGAGACGCUUGUCGUGAGCUUCUAGCGGGGUGCGCCGCCCUCUGCGCUCAGUUAGGGCUCCGGCGGUCGUUUAGUGCCGGAGAUGUCUCCAGCCACACAGUGGAACCUCCAGUUAGAUGCGCAACAUCAGAAGUGGGAUUAUGCGCUGCGCUUGAAGCGUUAACUUUGAAUGCUGCCUCGAGGUCUUGCAGCACUUGGGUGGCUGUAGGCGGGUCCCAACUACCAUCACCACAACGAUCGCAGCCCAUAGCACCACCACAGAGGGCGCUGUCCACAGACAAUAAGAAGGUCCGACAGAGCUACAUAAAACGACGUCUGAUCACAACGUACAGAGCUCUAGAGAGGAUGUCUCAGUCCGAAUUCAAUUUGGACAAAUUGGAGGCCGCCGCUGUCAGCGCAACCGGUACGGUUGCUGGCCCCGGACCCACCACGCUGACCGUGCCCACAAAGCAGACACAGAAGGUUGUGCAUCCAGAAGCGGCACACCUAGCGCUCACUGCCGCGGACUUGGAAAGGGAGAGGGGGCGCCCUCUAUCGAAGUACGAGCGAAACAUGAUGAUAUUCAACUGGCUCCAUACACUCGACGAGGCGGCGCCAUUUUAA
Messenger RNA from Leptosia nina, 840 nucleotides. NCBI's taxonomy places the organism in Eukaryota, Metazoa, Arthropoda, Insecta, Lepidoptera, Pieridae. The record is from the annotation of a GenBank genome assembly.